Molecule: messenger RNA, 3033 nt
Organism: Notothenia coriiceps (black rockcod)
Lineage: Eukaryota; Metazoa; Chordata; Actinopteri; Perciformes; Nototheniidae
Product: macrophage mannose receptor 1-like
Exons: 24
Coding region: 1-3033 (1010 amino acids)
Source: RefSeq, a predicted model, not a curated record
AUGAUAACCCAGACAACCGACUUUGGUGUGCGGUUCAAACUAAAUAUGAUGAUCAACUCUGGGGCCAAAGAGCACUGGAAUAAACACAUUACUACAGGAGCAUAUUACCAGCUCAACACACAGUCAGCUUUGACUUGGGCCCAGGCUGAAGCCAGCUGCAAGCAGCAGGCGUCUUCCCUGCUGAGCAUCACUGAUCCCCACCAACAGGCCUACCUCACAGCACUGCUAGGGCUCGAGGGCGGGGGACAGGGGGACAAGCUUUGGACCGGGCUGAUCAAGAACCCAGAGCAAGGCUGGCACUGGUCUAACGGGAGGGCUUUCCGUUAUCUGAACUGGGACUCUGGACAUCCACUUCCUAAUCCUGGACACGACUGUGGAAUUGUUGAUCCUGCUGUGCAGUACUUGUGGCAAAGUUCAACAUGCACAAAGAAACUAGGGUACAUCUGCUACAGUGAAAGAGCUGUGACUCCUCCUACUACAGGGACGGGAUUUUGUUCAAGACCUUGGAUUCCCUACAAUGGCCACUGUUUCCACCUUAACCGAGCUCAGAAAAAAUGGUCUGAUGCUCAGCAAGUGUGCCGCAAAGAAGGAGGCGACUUAGUGAGCAUCCGCAAUGUGGAGGACCAAAGCUUUGUCAUCUCUCAACUCGGCUAUGCAUCCACUGAUGAGCUUUGGAUUGGACUGAAUGAUAAAAAGACAGAGAGGCUGUUUGACUGGAUUGACCACUCUGCUGUCACCUUCACCAGCUGGGAGCUUGGUAAACCUGCCGUCUUUUCUGACGCAGAGGACUGUGUUCUCAUCAGGGGAGAGAAUGGAAACUGGGCUGACCGUGUGUGUGAUGAGAAACAUGGCUUCAUUUGUAUGAAGAUGAGUGCCUCUCAACCCUCUGGAGAUGAAGUGGAGCAGGAUGUAGGCUGCAAAACUGGUUGGAAAAGACACGGCUCCUACUGCUACUUUGUAGGAACAGAGACAAAGACAUUUGAUGAAGCCAAAAAUGACUGCAAGACAUCAGAUUCCUACUUAGCUGAUGUUUCAAAUGGAGUGGAUAAUGCCUUCCUCGUCAGCUUGGUUGGGUUGAGACCAGAGAAAUACUUCUGGCUGGGCCUCUCAAACCAGAAUGACAUUGAUCAAUUUGUGUGGACCAACGCCAACUCAGUGAGGUUUACUCACUGGAAUGCUGAAAUGCCAGGUCACCAACAGGGGUGUGUUGCAAUGACUACAGGGGUUUUUGCUGGCCUCUGGGAUGUGAUGCCCUGCACCAAUAAGGAGAAAUACAUCUGUAAACAUCUGGCAGAGGGGGCUGUUUUAACCCCUGCACCACCCACUCAAGCCCCUCUCAAGUGUGCCGACGGCUGGACUCCAAUCGGAGCCAGAAACUUUUGCUAUAAGUUGUUUCCAGAGCCAUCAGAAAGCAAAAGGACCUGGUAUGACGCAAGAGAUUAUUGCAGGACUAUCGGAGGAGACCUGCUCAGCAUCCACAGCGGUCUUGAGCUAACCUUUGUGAAAAGAGCCUCUGGAACAGUCUGGAUUGGACUUAGUGCUCCAGACCCAGUCACGGGCUACGUAUGGAGCGAUGGGUCUCCAGUGAACUUCCUACACUGGCACGAUGGAGAGCCAAACAAUAAAAACAAUGUGGAAUCGUGUGCUGAAUUCAGAACAUAUCUUAGGUCUGGGUCUUGGAGUGAUGUGAACUGUGCGAAGAAUAAUCAAUGGCUGUGUCAGAUCCGUACAGGAGCAACUCCAAAGCCGCCUCCAGACCCUGUCAUCCCUGACUACAACAAGACCUCAGAUGGGUGGCUAGAAUGGAAUGGAACUCAAUAUUAUAUUAACAAGAAGAAGAUGGCCAUGGAAAAAGCUCGUCGCUUCUGCCAACAGAGGCAUGGGGACUUAGUAACAAUCGACAGCGAAGCUGAAAGGGUCUUUUUGUGGAAUCAGAUAUCCAAAAGUCAAGGUUCUUACUGGAUAGGUCUGGAUGUUGACCUUGAUGGAACAUAUGAGUGGAUGGAUAGUUCUCCAGUUUUGUAUCAAAGUUGGAAUGAAGGUCAGCCUGAUUUCAAGUAUCAUGAUGAGAACUGCGCCAUCAUGGGCUAUUCAACCGGGUUCUGGCAUAAUUACAAUUGCGGGUUUGAGUACGACUCCAUUUGUAAACGCAGUGGCUCACCACCUGCCAACACAACGGUGGCCCCCACAGUUGCCCCUAAAGGUGGCUGCCCACCCCACUGGAAACAACUUAACCAUAAGUGUUACAGCAUCAUUAAAGACCAAAAAGAAACAUGGAACGGGGCAAGGAAACAAUGCAAAGAUAUGGGUGGAAACUUGGCCUCUAUAUCCUCAAGACACGUGGAAGAUCCUUCUUUCCCAGACUCCCCUGAACCAACGACUUCCAGUGACUAUGUCAAAAUAUUAAAUGACUCUGUAAAGGUUGUGACUCAAAAUAUGAGCUGGGAUGCAGCCAAAAAGCAUUGUGAAGAUGAUGGUGCCAGACUGGUUAACCUGCGAAACAAUUGGUCACAGGCGUAUGUUGAGAUGCUGGCUUUGAAUCUUAAAGCUCCUCUGUGGAUUGGGCUGAACAAAAAUCAGACCAAUGGGUAUUUCAGAUAUAUUGAUGGCUGGUUCCUGAAAUUCUCUCACUGGGGCAACAAUGAACCGAGCAGGGACAGACCUUGUGUCUACGUGGAUGUGGAUGGAAAAUGGAAGACCGCUGACUGCAAGCAGAUCAUGAACAGUGUUUGCAUGAAGUCUACAGGUGGAUCACUAGCCAGUAUUGAACAUCCCUUUGAGCAAGACUUCAUUCAAAGCAACACACACAUAUUUAAAGACAGCCACAGCUCGUUCUGGAUUGGCCUGUUUAAAACUCACAAAGGGGAGUGGUUGUGGUUAGACAAAACAAUCAUGGACUACGCUUAUUGGGAUGAAGAUCAACCUGAUGAUGGCAGCCACGGAGGGAUUAGUACUUCAGACGGGACAUGGAAGACAAGCAAUCAGGGGUUUAGAAGACCAUACAUCUGCAAAACACCCCAAGAAAUAGUGUGA